This is a messenger RNA of Yamadazyma jaroonii, 714 nucleotides long. The record is from the annotation of a GenBank genome assembly. NCBI's taxonomy places the organism in Eukaryota, Fungi, Ascomycota, Pichiomycetes, Serinales, Debaryomycetaceae.
AUGGACUGGAACAAUAAAUCAUAUGUUUCCGAUAAAAAAUCAUCCAACGAUUCUAUAACCACUGAAAAUUCCACUUCCACCACAGCUACCAGUGUCCCCGAUAAGAAUCUCCCCCCAGUUAAUAAUUUACCCUUCAAUCUGCCAGGCCAAUCCCCCGUAAAUAACGUCAUGCCAAUACCUUCUCAUCUAGGCCACCAUUUACCCCAACAAAUUGUACCACCUCCAUCAGACACCAACCAAGUAAUGUACCAAAUGAAUGGUAACCUUUAUCAAUCAUAUCCCGUUUACCAAGUUUACCCUGAAUAUUCCGAUCACCAACCAUCUCCACAAACAUAUCAACGAAUAAGUGACAUGGAGGACAAAGACGGUAAGAAACGGAAGAAAUCCACCUCAUCAGCAUCAUCAACGUCAUCCAAAUCUCCCGUACUGAGUUCGGCGAAAAUGCCCGCCAAAAGAUCUCGUAUGGGAUGUAUCACAUGUAGGCAAAGAAAGAAACGAUGCUGUGAAACCAAACCCAAAUGUACUGAAUGUACCCGGUUGAAGUUGAACUGUGUAUGGCCAGCUCCUGGUACGGAGCAUAAGAACAAGAGUAAAGAGUUGAAAGAGGAAGAAAAUGUGAUGUAUCAUGAAAUCUACGGGAAGAUUAAGGUGUUGAGGGGGAUUGUAGAAUAUAAGAGUGAUGAAGCUCCCACGAAUAACGAGUUUGAUAAAUAG